AUGCAACGGUUGGCGAUUGUCGCCUGCCUAAUCGGCGCUACUCUGGCCCAAGCCAACAAUGCGCCAAGCUUCGAGAGCCUUCCGAGUGGAAUCAGCCCAAAGUCAAAAGCUGAACAAGACAAGGCUUUAGUGAAAGUUGGCGAGGUUGCUGAAUCGAUUUUAGACAAACUUGGAUUCUCGACGAAGGAUGAGAAGGAAAUCAGAAGACUACCAAGCUCAGUGUUUGGGAGCGAGGAUGUGAAUCAGCUAAUCGAAGAAGCCAACGCCAAUCGUGUUGACCUUCAAGGAAUCACCUCCGGACAAAUUCCAGGGCUUGCUCCAAUUCCAGUCCCUGGAUACCCGGGACCACAAGACGCCCCAACAAUUCCAGGUGUGAACACAAUUCCAGGACUCAGCAACUUCAAUUACCUUGUUGGACAACUCUUCCCACAAAUGAUUCCACCGGCAAACACUCUCUUGGGAUCGUCCAUCUCUCGUAUUCUUCCAAAGGACUCAGCCAAAAAUAUUGCUAAGGAUGUCUUCAGAGCCGUGCACCCAGCUGCUGAAAAUGUCGAUGUUGCUCGAAUGAUGGGAAGAUGGUUCCAAGUUAUUAACUCUCCACAUGUCAUCCGAGAGGCUUGCACCGUUUCACAUUUCGGGGCCCUUACCAACAAUACCUACUCCGCUUCCUUCACCAUUUUGAAAUUCUACCGAGAGGGAAAUCCCAACGGAUCGCCACGAUAUGCAUUGGGAUACGGAUUCAAGUCGGGAGAGACCGGCCAAUUCGUAUUGCACAACAGCAACUCUGCCGAUGCUGAGCCAUUCUGGGUUAUCAAGAAGGGUCCACUCAAUGAAUACAAACAAUACGACUACGCGAUCAUCUCGACAUGGGUCCGAUUCCCAGUGUUCGUCAUCGCCCGCGAUCCAGAGCGAUUCAGAAAGGAGCACAUGAAGAAUGUGUUGCAAUUCCUUGAAGACAAUAACUACAUUAAUGUAAUGACCAAGGCUUUCAACAUGAUCUCGCCAGUCGACUACGAAGCAUGCCAAUACACGCCAACAUUCUCUGGAACUGGAAAAUAA
Caenorhabditis bovis is the source of this 1059-nucleotide messenger RNA. The record is from the annotation of a GenBank genome assembly. NCBI's taxonomy places the organism in Eukaryota, Metazoa, Nematoda, Chromadorea, Rhabditida, Rhabditidae.